GCUUUUUAUUCUCAUUCCCUGUUGCUACUGUUCCAGCUUGUUCAUUUUGUGUAAUGAUAUCCAGUGAAGCGGAUUCAGGAUAUAACAUAGUUUUGAGACUCUCAAAAUCUUUAAGUGAUUGACAGGAGAGGAGCUGGUUGAUAAUGAACUCAUCAGUAACACGUCCGGAGCAUAUCAUCCCUGUCUACUUGGAACUGGAGACACUGGAAUACGCCAUUGUGGUUUUGUUUAUCACAUCACUGGGAUUAAUCGGAAAUAUCAUAGUCAUACUCAAAAUUCUGUGUGAUCCAGCGUUCCACAAAACACCCUACAUCGCGUUUUUGACUUUGGCGCUUUCUGACCUGAUAUGUUUGAUACUGUAUAUUGUCCAAGCUGUCGUUGAACACGUAAACAUAGAAUUUGCAAACGAGAAUGGAGAAGUUUUUAUGGCGAUUACAUAUACAACUACACACGCGUCAGCGGCCCAUGUGAUUUUGUUUCUUGGCCUUCGAUACUUUUACGUAAGAGCUCCUAUCAAGGCUCGCCUUUUACAGAAUAAAAAUAUCAUCAAAUGGUCUUUUGCGAUUUGGGCAUCCAGUAUAGUGUUUGGGACAUUGUACUUCGUCCUACGGUUUGAAAUUCCAAAUAUUGAUGUUCAAGCCGUUGUUCUAAGUUUUCGAGGAUAUCUGUUAUUUUUACCUGUGUGUUUUAUAGUGUAUUUCCAUAUUCAAAAAGUACACGAAUUGCAUCAUUCUAUUAAUAUUUUGGGUCUGAAAUCACAUAUCCGGCGUAUGUCGCGCAUGCUCACAGUGAUAUUGUUUGUCUAUAUCUUAUCUGCUCUUCUUUUCCCAGUUUGCUUUAUUCUUAUCUACAACAAAGUAUGUGAGGAGGAAAGAGAGUGCACACAUAUCUUAAUCAUCGCUAGAAUAAUGUGGCUAGUGAAUGCGUCAAUAAACCCUGUUGUAUACUUUAUAUACUCAAGAAAAACACGGUUAUUUUUAGCGUCCCUGUUCAAGAAGGUUGCAAAAAGAAGGAGCGUGACCGGAAGGGAAUUGAUAAGUAUGAAUAACCUCAAAACUCCAGUGACACCAACUAAACUGUAGACAACGUCCUAAUGCAAUGAUUUAUUUGCCUCGAAAUAUGAUGCAUCCAUUUUCAAAUUAUUCUAUUUCCCCUUUAUACAUUUUUUGAAGGAUUUAUUUUGAUUAUAUUUUUCCGAGAAAAGAAUAAAGUAUGCAUUUUAUAAAUUACCAGUCUUUCUUAUUC
This is a messenger RNA of Magallana angulata, 1245 nucleotides long. Its product is annotated as C-X-C chemokine receptor type 2-like. The transcript is spliced from 2 exons. Bases 144 to 1082 code for a protein of 312 amino acids. NCBI's taxonomy places the organism in Eukaryota, Metazoa, Mollusca, Bivalvia, Ostreida, Ostreidae. The record is from RefSeq and is a predicted model, not a curated record. Gene Ontology annotation, biological process: G protein-coupled receptor signaling pathway. Gene Ontology annotation, cellular component: membrane. Gene Ontology annotation, molecular function: G protein-coupled receptor activity.